AUGGCUUCUGCUCCCGCACUGAAAAGCCUCGCAGUUCGCCGCUCAUGGUUCAUUUUCAACGUCCUCCACUCCGAGGUGAAUAUGCCACAUCCUGCGCAGGACGAUCCAGCAGCGUCAGGCGCGCCCGAGGCAGGCGCAAACCUCAUCCCACAACCAAAGAAGGUCUCAGAGCACCUCUCCCCGAACAGAAAGGGGAACCCAUCCCUAGCCACGCAGAUGAGACUCGGGAAGACGGCCCGCCGCCUCGCGUUUUACUGCCGCCUAGUGGCAAGAAUCGCUGCUUUAAGUGAGAAGCACGCGGCUGGCAUCACGUUCAUCACCACCAGUACCAAACAUCCCCAGUACGCGGAGUGGCAGGCGUUUGUCGACAUCGUCAAGGAUGAACUGCCAAUCAUCAAUGCCUACGAAAACGCGUGGCCCGUCGCGGCCAUCGUGCGUGUGCACCGUCACAAGAAAAAAGUGGGCAGCGUCGGCCUCUUGAACUGGGAGGACAAAGCCACACAAUUGCGACUCUCCAUCCUGACGUACGUCGCGCAGCCCCGCGGGUCCGAUUCUACGCACCAGGCGACGCUCGACUCCGACGCCGAGCAUCCGGAACUGCACCACGCCGCUGAUUCCGCUACCGGCCGCUCAGCCUCAGCCUCCGCCGCGGCAAACGCCCCCUCUCUAGUGGCAUCCCGACGGCCCGCUCAAGACCCCGACGCAGGGCGAUCCCGCGACCGCACGUACAGGCCUUACAACGGGCCCCGCGACAGCACCCCCCGUACCCGGGGCCGCCAGUUCCUGCAGUCCGUCUACAUCCGUGCACGCCCUGCGCCCUCUACCGGCACCUCCUUCAGUGUCGGCCUGUCCCCCGGCACCGACAUUUCCUCCAGUGCUGGCCCCUCCUCCGGUGCCGGGUUCUCCCUUAGUACCGGCCCCUCCUCCGCUUCAGCCGCCGGAGUGCACAGCUCGGGUUACGAGGACGCUUCGGGCCUCGCACUGGCACCGGUGCGCGAGUUCCUCCGCGCGCUGCACCCCGAGCAGACCGCCCUGCUGCCCGUCCUCGUCAAGAAGGGUGUGCGCACCGGGGCGGACCUCGACGGCCUGGCGUGCAUGCCGCGGGAGCGCCGCAAGAGGCUGCUCAUUUUGUGGCUCCUUGAGGAGGCGAUCACCCAGCUGCAGUUCGAGGCGCUCGACGCGGGCUUCGAGGCGAUGAUAUCCUGA
Messenger RNA from Trametes versicolor FP-101664 SS1, 1206 nucleotides. RefSeq lists its product as uncharacterized. The record is from RefSeq and is a predicted model, not a curated record. The transcript has 6 exons. Bases 1 to 1206 code for a protein of 401 amino acids. Lineage: Eukaryota; Fungi; Basidiomycota; Agaricomycetes; Polyporales; Polyporaceae.